AUGCCUUGUGCAGAAUGUUGGGAUCCAGCUCGCGCUUUUUUUUUAGCGGCCCACCACCAGCAACGUCAGGAGCUGCUGGUGCUCUUACAGAACCAGGUGCUGCGUGCACCACAGCACCGACCUGAACUGGAGUCCAGUCCUCAUGAGGAAAGCGAAGCGCAGAAGCAAUCGCAGCAAAAAAGGCAAACUCUCGUUGAAAGGCGAGAGGGAACCUACUGCGCACGAUGCUGCGACAACAAUUACCAGGGAGUGCAGUGCGAGUUUGACAGGAAUAAUCGCUGCACACCAUAUCCCGUUGUCUACAGCUGCAGCCUUACGUGCGGCUGCGGCAUCAGCCACAUAACCAGUUCCACUGGUGAAGGCGAACACAGCAGAACUGACAGCCGCGGGCUGCCUGAAGUUAUAUGCACUGCACGAGACUCAGCGCCAAUGGCAGUGGUGGUACCAACAGAAGAGACUCAGGGAGCAUCAGUAGGCAAUUCAAUCAUACGGUUGCACAGGAAAACACUCCGGUUGCUGCGGGGAUUCAGCCCUUUAGCCAAAAGCAUCCGUUUCACUUUACCCGUGCUGGAUCUACCACAUGCCUGCCUUGGGUUGCCAGACGUUUUGGAUGCUGGUCUUCUAAGUGCUGUGGUUGCUGCUGUACAGCGUGAAGCUGCUGCGAUCAGUCCACGCUCACCGAAACACUCACAUCUGCAGCAACGGGAAGUAGAAGGACAGCACAACCAGCGGCAGGCGGAGAGGCAUCAGCACGACCCGGUGGGACAAGGGACAUAUAUGACCGCUACGUGUGCGACCGCUCGUGUUGUAGCUGAACCGGAGCCUGCGGAAGAUGGACACGUGCUGCUGCCUGAGAGGUUUCAGGAUCUACUGGUACAGGAGUCAAUUAGGAGAGAUCAGCAGGAACAUUCGCAAGUGCCACGACAGCAAACACGUUUUAGGCGGCUACGGGGAGGGCUGCAAGAAGAAUUGCAGCAACUAGACUUCACGCGUAAUCACCCAUCUGGCGAAUUUUUGCUAGACGACAAUGGCACGAGCAGCAGCAGUGACGAUUUGGCAUGCGAUUCUGAAGGACAGCCACACUGCUAUGGCUGCAGCAGAAGUGAUUCCUCAAGCAGCAGCAAACGGAGACCUGGUAGCAGCGGAUGCUGGCAGCAAAUGGCAGUGCAGUUGCACUCCCUCAUCUUUGGACAGGAUCUGGCUCUGCAGGAAGAGCUACUUUGCACCGCACCGGCAGCGGUAGCACCUUAUGACAAAACAAGAUCGGAAGGACCGCACGCAAUGGAUGAAGCAAAUGCGAUAGGGGCACGAGGUGCAGGAUUUCAGUGUACUUCCACAGCAGCCUAUCCAGUGGCCCACAGCGCUAGUAUCAUGCAUGGUACCGCUGCUGCUCCCACCGUUUUUUGUGGUGUUGCCUCCUUCAGAUCGCCGCAGCACAUUGCUCAGUCGCAUUCUCAUCAGUCGCUGACAGCUGAAGUAGCACAGCAGCUCCUGAGCCGCGUAGCUUUGGUUGCUCUCGAGGCACACAGGCACCCGAUGGAGCAUGCGCAGUAUCGACAUGCGAAUCAUUACAAAGUACAGCUGGAACAGACAAAGCUUCAGGAACAGAACGAGCAGCAGGGAUGGGGUAAAGGCAGCGGCUCAAGGGGCGGCUGCUCUUGCACUGUCAGUAGCAGCCGAAGCUUCUGUAUGUUUCUUCUCCGUCUCUUACAGGACUAUCGAGCACAGCAGCAAGGGCAUGAGCGGCUACAGUUACUUUUGCUCCAACUGGUGCUGUUGCUGGUUCAGCAGCAAUUGGCGUGCCACCUUUGCCGUAGCGAUGAGAGAUUUUUCGAGCAUCCCGCGCUCUUUGUGGUACAGCAGCUACAGCAGCUUUUGCAGCGAAGUUCGUGGUCAAACGACCAUAAGGGGCAAAUGCUGCCUCGUUUGUUUCUGGUUAUGAAUUCACUACACCAACAAAAACGGUUGCUGCUGCUUCUGCAGCUUGCUCUGCUACUGCGGACGUGGCAAGUUGACUGCCGCAGUAGACAUGGCAGUGGAGUUGUUCGUGUGGCAUAUCUGUGCAUUCUCUGCGGCGGCUUGUGCUACGAGCUGAGGGAAGCAGCGGCAGAUAUCCUUGCUGCUGGGGCGUUAGAUGAGCUUUCAGCAACAUUUCAACGAACAGAGAUAGAAGAGACCCGCGCAUCUAUUACGCUCAUGGAUGUUACGACAUUAGACGCUGCGAAGAAAACAGUAACUGGAGCAAGCGCAGUGGUGCUUUGUGCGUCAAUCGCGAAGGCCGCAACAAAAGGAAACAGGGCGGCGGCGGCCGCAGCAACAGAAUUAGUUGCUUCAGUUGCUUGCUGUUUCUUGCUGCAGCAGCGCUACGCUAAAAGUCGUUUGGCUGGGCCAACAGGACCGUGCGAAUCAGAUUUUAUUGUCCGCCGGAACAUUAGGGAGUUCGCUGCUGAAGUUGCAGCACCAGCACUUCCGUUGCUACUUCUUCUCUUGUUGCCAGCUUUACAUCAACCAUUAGUGGAGAGCACAACCAUGCAUGAUGCAGCAGCAACGCCUUUUUCCGUGUCAUUGCAAGCAGCGGAAAGCCUCCACUUAGUACGCUUAGCCCUAACCCAGGCUCAGCAAACUGAGUUCAACUCCCAGGCUUCCCAGCAGCGCCACAGGCAGGUGGUGGUGAAGCACCAGCAAUCGCAGCCUAUAAGCCAGCACCGCCAGCAGGGCAGCAGUAAAGAUCUCCGGCAGGAACGGCGGCAGUUCAUGAGGAUGCUAGAGCAACAACUGAUGGGGCUUCUUAGUACUGCGCUUCGGCGUUGCGAAGAGCGGCUCGAUGUACUGUUGCCUUUGCUGCGUUGGGAUUGCUUGCGCAGCAACAGUAUACUCAGCAGUAAAAGAUGGACGCUUAUAGAAGCAGCAGCAGCAGCAGUAGAAGCGCCGCUAGGUUAUGUCUGUGUGCUGGUUCGCCUGUCAAGGCUUGCAACUACCACACCAGCGGAAAGUAGUGGCCCGAAAGAAGCGCCACUGGAAGAGGUUGUUGCCUCUUUGGUGAGCAUGCUGCUCAGUUUCAUACAUGCAUGCGGGGCUGGACUAAUUGAAGGUGCAAAAGGGGCGUCUUUUGUAGAGCCACCGGCAGCGACUACACUUGACGCGUCUUUAAGGAGCGCAGCGUUUGGGUGCUUCAGUAAGCUUCUCAUUGCUCUAACUGAGGCGGCUCGAAGUACAUGCAAGCAGAUAAGACAGGCAGAAGAAGCUGUAACCACAACGAUUAUUUCAGAAGGCGCAGCUAGCGCCGCCUCUGCGCUGCAAGGCUGUCUGGCAAGAGGUGCCGUGGCACUCUCUCGCUUUUGCCUGGAACUGGCCGCAGCUGGGCGGCCGCUGCCUCAGCACGAGCAAGUGUCGGAUUUUCUAGAUGCAGCUGCGGAUGCAGAAAGCACGCUCUUGCACUUUUCGUCAAUGCAUGGAGAGGUGGAACAACAGCAUCGGCAUCUGCCGCCAUUGGCUUGCGAGCUGCUCAAGCUAGCCAUAGAGUCCCCCAUCGUCAGCAGCAAGUACAGCAGUGCCAACUACAGUGGCAUCCGUGUCGGCAAGGGCGGCGACAGCAGCAUAUGCUACUGUGCUGCUAGCUGUCGAUAUGGAGUGUUUACUGCCUGUGAGGCGUCUUGCGCACAGGCAGGUGAAAUUGCCAAGCCUAGUACAAUUCGUGACGCCAAGGGAGUGGCCCCAGUUGCUGGUGACGGAGCGAAAACAGCAGCCGAUGGUAGAGUUCUGGCUCCUGUUCCUUUGUCCUACGUUGCUGUAGAGUCGAUUGUUGCUGUCGCCCUACAUGCGUUUGCGCGCUGUCUUGGCCAUCAGAGAGUGAGUGCUGGCGCCGCCACAGCAGAACCAAGUUCAGCAAUAUACGGUAAUUAUUCGAAGCGUGUGCCGGAAGAAAGAACCAUCGGUACUGGUGCUGCAGAUUUUGCAGUGCGAAUUCUAUGCACUGCUUGGGCGCAACUCAUUGAACCGGUGCUACGGCAGGUUUGCUGUCCGGCCCUCAGCUCUGCGGUAGGCGCAGCGACAACAGCGGCGGUGGCAGGGCGGCCAGCUGCGGCUGCGGCAGCAAAGACAGAAACAGCCAGAGGUGCGGCAAUGGCAGCUCUGUCCGUAACAACAGAGCAACAACAUGCGCUCGCCAUAAUCGAAAGCCGCGGAAGCCUUGUGACGGCCUUCUCAGCAGCAAUAGCGGCAGUUACCGCUGCAUCUGCACAAACACCAAGGCUUCGAGGCUCAUACAGCGAAUUGCAGCAACUGCAGCAAGACUUUUUACUGCUUUUGCAAGACGCAACAGUCGCUGCAGCACACAUUGUCCUCUGCCAAGAACAAGCCAGCAGCAGAGAAUGCUGCACAGGCAGCUUGUACGAAUUCCAUGGUGGCAGCUACUGGAAUGCAGCUCAUCGUCAGGACCCUGUUGCCGUGCUAGAGCAGCUUGUACAGGCCCUACUCUCCCAUUAUGACAACCGCGCGAUUCCUGUGCAUCUCCUACCCACCAAAUGCGUCAGCUGCGGAAUUAGUAGCUCCUGCUGCAACUCAAACGACGAGACCAGUUGCCUGUGGCCGCUUAUGCUCCAGGUGGCUGCUGCUGUGCCCUCGCUUCGGUCACGGGCACUGCGGUUGUUUGUGCGACUCCUCCGUCGCCUACUUGCACAGCAGCGCCAGGCUGAAGAACAGCAGCAACAGCAGCAGCUUGUCGAAAUUUGGUGCCUUCUGUACAGUUUCUUCUGUACAGGCGAAGCAGCUGCAACAGUAGCAUCAGUAGAGAGAAACUGCGGCAGCAGAAGUUGUUGCUGUUACAGAAUGAGACUAAGCGACCUCCUCAACCAAGAUGAUUGGGUCCAGUGCAGCGCGUUAUUGCUGGAGUUGUUGGAGUUGCUACAGCAGACAGCCCGGGAGGUUCCUUGCACUAUUGCUGCUGGUGCUUCUGCGCAUUCCCAUCUGGCAAAAACAGCAGCCAGAGUAAACCAAUUAGCAGAAGCGGAAAUUGCCUCGCGACGCCCUCCUGAAGCUGAGUAA
Eimeria necatrix is the source of this 5043-nucleotide messenger RNA. RefSeq lists its product as hypothetical. NCBI's taxonomy places the organism in Eukaryota, Apicomplexa, Conoidasida, Eucoccidiorida, Eimeriidae. The record is from RefSeq and is a predicted model, not a curated record. The coding region runs from base 1 to 5043 and encodes 1680 amino acids. The transcript has a single exon.